UAAAAUUGUCUCGUUGCGGAAAAUUCACAUUCAGUAGUGAACGACUCGUCCGGUAAACCAUUUGGUAGACGCGCCACAGCAGUGAAAGUGAAAAACUACGGACAGAAAAGCCUUCAGUGCUCUCUUCUCGGGUUCCGAUCCACAUUCAGCCACGAGAGCAUCCAGGUUUCUUCUUCGGAGUCUGUUGAACUUUUGCAUUUUGCGUCGCAUUUGUGCACGGUUCGUGUUAAAACUAGCUAACUAACCCUUCUUCUGCUUCAAACUAACCUUCAAGAGACAACAAGCACCCAAUCCAACUAGCCAUCAUGAGUCGUCGUCCUGGAUUACGCACCCGCGUAUACGCCUCCAACCUUGGUGUGGUGGAAAACAACUACAAGGAAGCCAUGGCCAGACUCGAGAAAAGCCGCCGACCCGCGUCAGCCGAUCGCGAAGCCAGCGGCCGUUUGUCGCCCUUCCCCACCCGGCCAGCAUUCGAUUUCAAUGGUGCCGAAUUCGACGAGGAUCUGCAGGCGGCCCGUUCCCGUGCUUCCCGGGUAAUCCAUGAAAAGUCCAUCAUCGAUUCACGCUCGGAUCAGCUGCGCAGUCACAGCUUGGCCCCGGUGACCCCGGUGAGCAGCGCCCUACUGGAGAGUGAAUUCGACGAUCAGGUUCAAGCAACUCUCAAUCGGAUUCGUGCAAAUAAAAAUUUCUUGAGUCAGCUUCAGUCCGAAGAUGCUUUGGAACAGGUCCGUUCGGAAACCCGGUCCAAGUUGAGUGAACAAACUAGCAGAAAAUUGGCGGAAAAACUAUCCAGCCUAGAUGACAUUGAUGAUUUUGCUGACGGCACGGAAAAGUCUGUGAGGAAAACUCUGAAGAUUAGAGCAUCCGCCGAUAACGCCCGGAGUGCCCUCAAGUGGAAAGAUGAAACGGCGGAAACGUUCGCUGCCAAGCGUGCCAGUGCCACCAAGGCUCGCCUCCAGGAUCUCGAUCAGGAGAUGCAGGAGUUCGAGGAGAAACAAGCCGCCCGAGCUCGCCGUUCGGCUCAUCUCAAGAAAGUGCUGGCGGAGGUGGCCUGCGAUGAACUGAUUCCGGCCACGACCACCGAACAGGCGGGAACCAAGGUCACCACCGGAAUGGUGCGAUUCAAAGCGCAGAAGAAGGUUGUUUCGUUCUGAAGACAGUCACCGGUAGAGUUAGAAAUUUUUCAAUCGGUUAUGCCUUCGUGUAUAUUAAAUGUAUAAAAUUCUGAUACGAAAUGUUACAAUUUUUUUUAGUCUGGCCCGUAAGACGUUCGGCACCACUCGGUAUGAAUUGUUAUUGCUUUUCCCCUCCCCCACGAACCUCGGUUGUCUCGCAUUCGCUAGAGAGUAUGAAUAAAUAUUACUAUUGUUAAGUCACAGAUAACAAAUAAAAAUAGAAUAAUAGAAAUAGCCAGCACGUUCCUUGAGACAAUGAUUCACAGAAAUUGUUUUCCGAGGCACCGAGUUGUCAUGCUCGAUCAUCGAAAAGACCCGUGUGCAAAGUUUCCGCACAUGACAAUUUUGGCCUCUCUGAUUUCAACUCUUAGAUUAUAUUGUUUUUGCUCGUGUUCUGUCAGGUAAAGAAAAAUGAGGUAGAUUUUCCUACGAGACCGAUUGCACAACAGAAUCAACAAAAUCGGAGACCUUAGCGAUUAGCGGACUGUCGCCUGAGAGAUACUUUUUUCUUGGUUAUAAUUUUAGAAAUCUAGAUACAACUAGCCAGUAGUAACUUUCAACAUUUUGUAUCAUGCUUCAACUACUUAUGUAAGAUGACUUUUAAAUAAACAAAUAUUAUAAAUUC
This is a messenger RNA of Malaya genurostris, 1800 nucleotides long. RefSeq lists its product as uncharacterized. The coding region runs from base 306 to 1154 and encodes 282 amino acids. The transcript has 5 exons. NCBI's taxonomy places the organism in Eukaryota, Metazoa, Arthropoda, Insecta, Diptera, Culicidae. The record is from RefSeq and is a predicted model, not a curated record.